CUUGAUUUGACAUUUGUGAUUUGUGACUUCUUCUGUAAAUCAUUCCAUCAUUUCAUUUCAUUUUCAUUAAUCAUUACUCAUUACAGAGUACUUUAUUGCUGCCCACUUUACUAAAUACAAAAGAAAGUAAUUAGUGAAUACUAGAAACUUGGAAAGAAAUAAAAUUUUGUGUUUAGUGUUUCGAACGAAAAAGUAAUCAUAUUUAAAUUUUAAAGUCUACAUAACUGAUAAAAGUGUGUUUGUAUAUAGUUUUAAUUAAAAGGAGUGCGUCACCAAAUAAGAACAAUGUCAGGAAAUAGGAGUAUCCUUAAUUCAAACAAUCUUUUCGAAGAUGACGAUGUUGACGACGCAAACUUCGUUGAAAGUUAUAGACAAAGAUUCCCUCCACCUCAACCGAGGCCAUCUCAGUCGCCAUACAUCGCGGAAUUGGAAAGACAAAGGCAAAUAACUUUAGAAAAACAAAAAGAGAUCGAACAGCGUACGCUCGAUUCCUCGGUAAGAAGUAUAGGUUUAUUGCGUGAGUCUGAACAAAUUGGCAUUGCAACCGCGGAGGAACUGGCUCGUCAAAGAGAACAACUGGAAAAUACCAACAAACGUCUAGAUGAAAUUAACACUAACUUAACUUACAGUCAAAAGCAUCUUAAUGGCAUUAAAUCGGUUUUUUAUGGAUUCAAAAAUUAUCUCUCUGGUAAAUCUGACCAAACACCCCCUAAAAGUCAGAUUUCCCCAAGUUCAAGUAGUUCUAAAGUAGGCACAAGUAGCAGGUUUGAUGAUACCACACCGUCAAUGGCUGCUGGAAGAAGCAGCAACUUCAGCAGUCAUCCCAGCACUCGCUUGCGAGAACUUGAUGCACAAAUACAACCUGAACCAAUAUCAGACUCGCAGAGAAUAAACAAAAUACUGGAUCAGAAUUUGGAUGAAAUGGUUUCUCAUAUAACAAGACUCAAAGGCCUCGGAGUGGCUCUUGGUGAUGAAAUAACACAACAAAAUGAACUCAUUGAUAGAAUUCACGACAAAGCUGAUGAUGCAGAUAUAAAGAUUGGCCAGCAAAACAAGCAAAUGAAUAAGCUAUUAGGCAAAUGAUAACAUUUAUAAGAAAUCAAUCUGUUCUCCUAUUACUGUAUAAUAUAAACUUUGUUAAGUGAAUUUGUUAAAUUUAAACUUAAGCCUUUGUUACUUUUAUAUCAGCUGAAAAUGUUGAACAUAAAAUUAUUGUAUUCAUUAAAAAAAGUUCUGUAAUAUAUUGCUAAGUAUUAUAGGAAAGGUUAUCUAUAAAUUAAUUAACAUGUAUCGCUUAUCAAAAAUUUAGGUGUAGGUGGCUAUUCAUGAUAAAGUGCAAAGCUACUAACUUUGUACUGAUAAACAAUAUAUUAAUUAUUAUAGUAUACACUUUUUUAGCACUAUUUGAGUUUGUAUAUAAUUUUUGCAUACUGGGAAUUAGAAGGCUGCAUACAAGACCAGCAUGUAAAAAAAUACAAUACUAUUUGCAUCUCCAUCUCAGGCACCAAAAUAUACCCAGGCUGUACAGAUGUAAAAUAGAGUGGAAUAGAUAGAAUAUAGACUAGUUUAUGAUAAUAUUAUUAUAGGUACUCAGAAUUUGUCAAAUUUUCUAGUUGUGGAGAAUCAAUAGAAUUAUCAUUUGCCUUUUUUUUAACUUUUACUUUUUAAUUUUACAAUAAAAAAAAAAUACAUGAAAUUAAAAGUGGGAUUUAUUGUAAUAAUUAAUCCAAAUUGAUUAUUGUAUGUGCUUUUUCACGAAUCAGGUCAGAUUGUGCCCAUUGUCCUUUGCAAUAUAAUGUGUUUUUACCAAGAUAAAUUCUUGUAUUUACUAGAAAGUUUCAUUGAUUUUUUACUUGAAACCUGUAUCCAUUGUGUAUAAGAUUUGUGUAUGCUGCUUGAUUAUGCAGCCCCGCUUACUUAUCAUCAUUCCUAUUUGCUUUAUAAAUACAUCCAGUAAACUACUUUCAAUUAUUGUAAUAUAUUUUUUAGAAUGAUUAAAUUAUAACUAAUUUUGUGGAA
Molecule: messenger RNA, 2019 nt
Organism: Bicyclus anynana (squinting bush brown)
Lineage: Eukaryota; Metazoa; Arthropoda; Insecta; Lepidoptera; Nymphalidae
Gene: Snap29
Product: soluble NSF attachment protein 29
Exons: 1
Coding region: 286-1083 (265 amino acids)
Biological process (GO): synaptic vesicle fusion to presynaptic active zone membrane; synaptic vesicle priming; exocytosis
Cellular component (GO): plasma membrane; SNARE complex
Molecular function (GO): SNAP receptor activity; syntaxin binding
Source: RefSeq, a predicted model, not a curated record